AUGAGUGAGACAGAAGUGUACAGGUUCAGGAAAUAUGCAGGACAUGUUCUAGCUCUUCCAAGUUUUGCCAUUGAAAAUGCCAGCCCUCUUCUGGAAAAUGCCUCUGAACAUACACAGGUUGCCAUAAUCACUGUGUCUGUCUCACCUCCUGUUUCUCUGGUUGGGGGUCCUGCAAUCAUCAGUGCGAAUCCUGUGCUUCAUCCGUUUGUGCUGUCUCAUAGAUCCAUGCACCAGUGGGAGUUACUUACCACUGGAGUACCCAGGCUGGACUUUGAGAUGGUUACUCUCUACUCUCUGACAAUCUAUGCCAAAGACGACCAUGGGACAACAGCAUCAGAGACCAUUUUAAUCCAGAUCGCAGAUGUCAAUGAGCCACCCACCUUCACUGGAUCCCUUGCUCGAGGAGACCAAGUUACUGAGAUUUAUAUCCUAGAAGACACUGCCUUGGGCACAGUCAUUUACAGAGUAGCAGCCAAGGAUCCAGAGGAUGCUGUUUUGGAGUACAUCCUAUCCCCAGAGGACUCUGGCUUCACAAUCGACAGCACUGGAACAAUUUCUACAGCAACAGUUUUUGAUUUUGAGAGCAAAGCUAGAAGCUGUCUGUCCUGUGGCUGUAUGCCCAGUUUCUCACUAGUUAUUAAAGUGGUUGAUCCUGGAGGUCUGUUUACUGCUGGAAAUCUAAAGAUUUUCCUCAUCAAUGUCAACAACAAGGACCCUAUUCUUACCUGCAGUUUACUCAAUAUUGAAAAUGCUGUCACAAGUGUUACUUCUAUAAACUCAACUCUGCACGAUAAAGUUGACAUCACACUAGAUGAAGAAAUUCCAGUUGGGGAAACGAUUGGCGUAUGCCAGGCAACCGAUGAAGAUAACUUGGGAGAUUUAAUCUUUGAACUAGAUCCAUGGAAUGUUUACUUCGCAGUUGACAAAGAGCAUGGGACCAUGGUUACUGCUGCCCGCCUUGAUGUAGAGAGAGCUGGGUUUGCACGUGCUCAGUCCUUCUCCAUUAAGGCAUGUGACAAUGACCAGCGGUGUGCAGUAAUUCCAGUGAUGGUUUAUAUCCAUGGCAUUAACGACAACUCACCUUUCUGUGAUCAGUAUCUGAUAAGAAGUGACCUGCUAAAAUAUGCUCCAAGCUCCGGGCCAAUUGGUUCUGGACAACUCUUUGAGCAAGUGCCAAAUGCUGAAAAUUCCAUCCAGUCGGCCAUUUUUCUUGAAAUAAUGUUCUACAAGGUUGCCCAAGAAUUGGAUUAUGAAAACCCAGAGACAGUUGCAGCUGGACAUAUCUAUGAAAUGACAAUUUCAGUAUUUGAUGACCUACAUCCCUCCCAUACAGCUUUCUACAAAGUUGGAAGAGUGACUGCCAUUGAUGAAGACCAGCCAUUAGACUGUGUGACAUACAGAAUAGCCAGUGGAGACAUCCAAACUGUACAAAGGUUCUGGAUUCACCCUCUCUCUGGAAUGAUUGAACUCACCACACAGCCAGACUAUGAAACUGUGAAGCAAUAUAACCUCAUUGUGGAAGGUGUGGAUUGUGACAAAUUUCAUCCUCGCACAGCAGUGACCACGGUCACUGUUGACAUCAAAGAUGAGAAUGAUGAAGCUCCUGUCUGUACACCCUCUCUGUAUAAGACAGUCAUUCUUGACAAUGUUGUUGCUGGGACAAACAUCAAUGGCUUUAAACUAAACUGUCACGACAGAGAUUCACAAGAUUAUGAAAUGCGCUUUGAGAUGAUAAUAAGCUUCAUGAAGAUGUGUUCUAUGAGCAACUUGUUUACAAUGGUGUCUCCAGGGCCACUGAAACUUGACAUUAAGCUUAGUAGAAGCUCAAUUGAUGUUUGUGGUCUUACUGGCCCAUUUGAUAUUGAUCUAGACCAAGCUGAAGGAAAUGAGAACCAUCAUUUUGGAUUUGACCCAACUAGAGGUUCAAAUACUCCAAAAUUAAUUGUGAAGAACCCUUUUAACUUUGAAUCUGGAGCUGAACUGAAGCGGCACUACCAUCUUUUGGUGCACAUCAUCGAUGACAAUCUGAAAUACGGCAAAGCCACGAAGCCCAGGACGGGCACUGCCAUCAUAGAUAUUUACGUGACAAGGGCCAAUACGCCACUUCCUCCAACUACCAGUUCUGAACAAAGAAAAGGUCUGACCAUUGUAUACACAGCUAUCAACACAUACAAAUCCAGUGACUGGUACAUCCCUUUCAUCUUCACACUGAUGGCUGUUUUCUUUGCCGGGCUGGUUUCCUGGGUAUGUUUCCUGUUUUGGAAAUAUGGAAAUGCUGUGGAAUGCUGUCAUAAAACGGUCAUGGAAGCCUCCAAGCUCAAGCCCUCAGGAAUAAAGUACAGUGCAGGAGCUAGAAAUCAAAAGGAGAAGAUUGUCACUGAAAACAUAAAUAAAAAACUAGAAGUACUAACGGAAACCAUUGUGUAUGAGACCAUGUUUGAUGGAGAAGCCAUUGAUCCAGAGUUUGUGUUUGGUGUCACUUGGGCAAUUCCUUCGCUUUAUAAUAUUGAAAGUCACUUCAGCGGUGUCCAGCUGGCCGCUGGUCUGCUUCGGCGGGUCCAAAGUGACUUCACUCACAUGCCUGACUACUUGGUGGGAACAGUUACAUGGUUGGGCUCAGGUGGGGCCCACUACCUCUUCAUGGGAUCUCUCCAGCGGGGUUAA
Manis javanica (Malayan pangolin) is the source of this 2664-nucleotide messenger RNA. The record is from RefSeq and is a predicted model, not a curated record. NCBI's taxonomy places the organism in Eukaryota, Metazoa, Chordata, Mammalia, Pholidota, Manidae.